Molecule: messenger RNA, 863 nt
Organism: Macadamia integrifolia
Lineage: Eukaryota; Viridiplantae; Streptophyta; Magnoliopsida; Proteales; Proteaceae
Exons: 2
Coding region: 125-646 (173 amino acids)
Molecular function (GO): calcium ion binding
Source: RefSeq, a predicted model, not a curated record
ACAACCUAGUAAUCAAAAUUUUUUCCGAGUUAGGGGGUUAAAAGGAUAUAUACUUCUAACCCAUAAACCUCGCAACACAAUCCUCUCCCUCGAACUAGAUACCUCCAGGUAUUGUGUGAGAGACAUGGAUGAAAUCCGUAUCGCUGCUGACGCCUAUUACAAAGCUCGGCCGGAGAAGAAGAAGAAGAAGGUUGAGAAGAGGUUCCAAAACAUCGACAUCAAUCGCGAUGGAAGAGUGAGCAAAGAGGAGUAUGCUUCUUUAUAUGCAAUGAAGAAGCACAAAUGGCCUAAAUCUGAACACUUUACUGAGUUAGACAGGGAUGGAGAUGGAUACCUUGACCUUGAAGAUGCAACUAUCUUACACUACCUUGCUAUAUCAAGGAGGGAAUGUGAUGUGUGUGGUCUGUUCAUAAAGGGCAUGUUUUAUUCCUGUGAGAAAUGCUUUGAUAGGUCUGAAAAUGGCCAUUCCUACAAUCUCUGUGUGCCUUACUUUCAAAGUGGAGAAUUCAAGCACAAGCAUGAUACCUUCUUGGAUAACUAUGUACUGCAUGAGAAUAGAUAUAAGAGAUCCAAAAUUAAAGAAAUAGCUGAAACUGCAACAUUGGAAACACUGGGAACAAUAGCCACCACAUGUGCUAUCGUGUGAAUAACCUUUGGGUAGGCUGGAAAACUGAAGACUUGCAUCAACUGUUGCUCCCAAAAUUGUUGGAAGUGACUCUCUCUCUCUCUCUCUCUCUCUCUGUAUGUUUUUUUGUGUUUUACCAUCACCAUCAUUGUUAGUAGUUUUUCCUUAUUUUGUAAAUGAUUUUAUUUGUAUGAGAAAAGUUAUAUCAGUAAUAGUUUAAUGAGAGCUAAUUGAGUUA